Molecule: messenger RNA, 3669 nt
Organism: Spea bombifrons (plains spadefoot toad)
Lineage: Eukaryota; Metazoa; Chordata; Amphibia; Anura; Pelobatidae
Gene: RBM20
Product: RNA binding motif protein 20
Exons: 14
Coding region: 187-3435 (1082 amino acids)
Biological process (GO): regulation of RNA splicing
Cellular component (GO): nucleus
Molecular function (GO): zinc ion binding; mRNA binding
Source: RefSeq, a predicted model, not a curated record
GUUGUUAGUUCCGGGUGGGCUUUGGGGGGCAGUCCCGGUGCAGCGGGCAGAGUAGCGGGGCAGUCCCGGGUGGGAUUGGGCUCGGGGGGGCAGUCCGCUGCCAGUCGCUCCCCGUCAGGGGUUGUUUUUCCAGCCCGUGGAGCGGAUCGGAGCCGCCGGGAUCCGCCGAGAAGCCCCGGGGCUGCCAUGAGUGAGAGCCGGGACCCCCGAGAGCCGGAGCCCUGCGGAGGCAGCAGCGCCCGCCCCCAGAUGGGUGCAUCCCCCUUUGUGGAUAAGAAUCAUUUCAAUGCCGCUCUGAGCGGUGGAGCCGCCAACCCUCUCCUGCCCUCUCCGGCCAGCAUCCAGCUCGCUCAGCUGCAGGCUCAGCUCACCUUGCAGAGGUUAAAAUUGGCUCAGACCGCGGUGACCGGUAACACGGCGGCCGCCACCGUCCUCAACCAGGUCCUGUCCAAGGUAGCGAUGUCACAGCCAUUGUUCAACCCGCUGAGAAACGCCAUGAUCGGGGCAUCCGGGGUGUCUUCUCUUGGACCUUCCAUGCACAAUAACAGAUUUCCGUCGAGCGGAAUACCGUUUUCUGCCCAGAAUACCCCGGUGGCACCAAAGCACGUUCAGAAUCCCAACCAAAACUCCACGCCGGGCUUUGGGAAAGGCGGGGGUGGAAACAAGCCUGGUUCCUUUUAUGCCGGGUCCCAGGCCUUCGCUCCAGAUACUGACCAGUCGGCGUACCACAGGUUCACAGCGGGGGCCACGGGCUCCGGGACAGAUGGUCAUUAUGGUUCCCAACAUGGAUACAAAAAGGAAUAUUUUGAUAGCCAAGGACAGCAUCAUCCCGUGAACCAAAAAGGAGAUCUGGGUCCGACAUCUCGUGGAAACCCAGCAAACAGCCAAUGGGAAUCAUCUCGCAUGUGGCAAUCGCCCCCUCAGCGCUACGAGGCCAGGAGUGACCUGUACAAUCCUGAAGAACCCACUCCCGACACCAAGUUCAGCCCCGCGAACUCCCCGGCGUUCAGCAGGCACAAUAACGGGAACGCGUCCAACUGCGUCACCAACCUCCAGCCACACGAACUCAAUGACAUCCACGGGAUUCCCCCGCUCCACCUUCCGCACACCUGCAGCAUCUGCGACAAGAAGGUUUUUAAUCUAAAGGACUGGGAGCUUCAUAUUAAAGGCAGGAUGCACAUUCAGAAAGCUAUGGCCGUGUCUGAAAAUGCCGGAAUACACUGCGUGUCCAGCGCGCCCGACGGGAUCUCCCCAUCUUCCAUGAAUGCUGAAUUUAACCCCCUCGGGAAAGACGGUUACGGAACAGAAAUCGACCAAUUAUUCGCGCCGGCCGCCCCAGCUGCUGCGUUCCUUCAGUCCGGAUUGUCCUUCGCCGGACCCCCCUCUGGAGUCAAGUUCGCCCAGAGGAAGUCCAGCACGGGUCGCGUGGUCCAUAUUUGCAACCUCCCAGAAGGAAGCAACGAGAACGAUGUUAUUAACCUGGGGUUACCUUUUGGGAAAAUCACCAACUAUAUCCUCAUGAAGGCUACAAAUCAGGCGUUUCUGGAAAUGGCGUAUACGGAGGCCGCCGAGGCUAUGGUCCAGUUCUACCAGGAAAAGCCAGCAACGAUCAACGACGAAAAGUUACUUAUCCGCAUGUCGAAGCGAUACAUAGAGCUGCAGCUCAAGAAACCGGGUAAGAAUGUCGAUGCCAUAAUCCAUGAUAUCCAUUCACAGAGGGAGAGGGACCUGUUCCGCGGGACAGACAGGUACCAAAACGGGAGAACAAGGUCUCGUAGCCCCGUGAGCCGUUCCUUGUCCCCGAGGUCUCAUACGCCUAGUUUCACCUCCUGCAGUUCUACGCACAGUCCUUUAGGAGCAUCAAGAACGGAAUGGGGGAACGGGAGAGAGUCCUGGGACCAGUCAUCGUACGGGAGGUGGGAAGAUGAUCGGGAACAGGGAUCAUGGAGGGACAACAGAGAAGACAAGAGAGACAGGACAGACCACUGGGUGCACGACCGGAAGCAUUACUCCAGACAGCUGGAAAAGCAAGAUCUGGAUGAUCGCGUGGACGGAUUGAGAGGACACCGGGAUAAAUACAGUAACUCUCACUCAUCCUCUAGAUACAAAAGCAGGGAGGGAGAAUACUAUAGGAAGGAGGCCAAGCCGAAGGCAGAUGGAAAACCUCAAGACACGCUUGGAAAAUCCAAGAGAAAAGAGGAAGGGAAAACGCGGGAGGUCAAAGGAAACCAUAAAGAGGAACCCAGUAAGAAAGACACACAAGAGGCAAAGACAAACAAAGAGUGCGAUGGCAGCGGCCAGAAGAACACGGAGAAGAACCCUAAGGGUAACUCAACCGAGGAAGAGACCACAGAGAGCGUCGAAGAAAGCAAAGAGAAUGAACAGGCUGAAGCAAAAGAAGGCGAACGUAACUCUGCGUUAAGCAAAGAAAUGAAAGAAGCAGAGGAAGGAAACGCCGAAUCAGUAAGACUUAAGGAAGAGGACUGGGAAAGCGAAAGUGACGUUUGGUAUCCAACAAAUAUGGAGGAACUGGUAACUGUGGAUGAGGUGGGAGAGGAAGACUUCAUUCUAGAACCCGAUAUCACAGAACUGGAGGAGAUUGUUUCCGUGGAACCAAAGGACAAUGAUAAUUGCGUUCAGAUGUAUCCGCAUGGAGUCGGGACUUUGGAUCUGGAACGCCGCUUGAGCCAAUCGAGCGGAAGCGAAUGUUCCUCUCCUCGAGAGGCGUCCAUCGCGAUGAGCUGUACAUCGCUGAGGGAAACCGCGAGUCCCGACAGCAGCUGCUGCGAUCCAGUCGCCAGCGUCCUGGAUGUCAGCCUGAGCGCCGAGCAGAAGUUCCACGACGUGGAAGAGAACCGAGUUCCCGGCAGACCAAGUUGCGUCCGUGAGGAGGAAGGACGGGCGGAAAGCGCGGAGGGUGAAAGUAAGACCACAGAGCCUCAAAACAUGGACUACAGAGGGGAGAUUGGGGACAAUCCAGAUCCAUGCGCGGAUAUUUAUCAGAGGACGGAGCCUCAAGCAGACCAUAACCUGAAAGCGAGGAACGUCCAGAGCCAAGAAGAAAGGCGGGACGGGAGAGAAGAAAAUCUCUCCAUCUCCGAAAGGAAAUCUGUUGAAGUCUCAGAAUUUGGAUCAAAAGAACUUCAUUCAUCACCGUCAUGGGAACAAGAUGACAUAUUUACUGACCUCAGCAUACCCCUAGGUGUGGAAUUUGUGGUUCCGCGGACGGGUUUCUACUGCAAGCUCUGCGGUCUCUUUUACACCAGCGAAGAGACGGCGAAAACAUCUCACUGCCGGAGCCGGGUUCACUACAAAAACCUCCAGAACUACUUGUCGAAGCUGGCGGAAGGAAGUUUGGGAAUAGGAGGAGUGAAUGCAGGGUCCCAGCAAGAAGAUGUUGGUAUCGUCCCUCAGUUUGAGAAGAACAGGCCAUAAAAAUAAGUUCUUCUGAGUGAAGAACAAUGGAAUAAUUCUAGAGCAACGCAAAAAAGGGACGCGUCUCAGACAUUAACCCUCUAAUAUCGAACGCCGAGGAAGUAGGGGAAGGGCAGAGAUACAAAUAAAUGAAAGGCUGCUCGACCGAAAGCAUCAGUCCUGGAACCAAAAUCUACUUUUAGGAUUCAUUUCAUCAGGAAACCCCGGUGAGAAGUUUGGAUUUCUUUCCUCGAA